AUGAACAAGUCGUAUCCGCCUAUCAGCUCCGAUGCCGACGCAGCGUUACUAUGCGCCGCCGGAAAAGUUGCCUCGCUGGCUGCUGGGAACUCCCAACUAUGGCAUCACUAUCAAAGAAUUUCACUUUUGACAAUCACAAUGAACUUCAUUCUACUCUCAGUUUCCGCUUUCAAGCUAUUCAACAUCUCUUGGGCGGAGAUAGGGAAGAGGAAAAAGAACAUCAGACAAGCAAGACGAAUGCUCUGGGCGCUCGAACGUCUUCUAGUCAUCGAUUUUGCAGUGUCCAUCGUCAAGGCCUGCUCAAUUCUUUGGAUAGCUCGACAGAAGUGUGACGUUCCAAACCCAUACUAUAACGCCUAUGGAUAUAUCGAGUCUAUUGAUGGAUUCUUCCUCUCACUGGUACAUGCAGGCGGUCUGUUCCUUGUUGGAGAACUCGGCCUUCUAUUCUGGGGCCAGCCCGGAGAAAGGCAGCAAGUACGAAGCUUCUGGUUCGUCUUACGUCAAGGCUCUCACACCCUCGGUUGGAUGAUGGCGUUGGGCGUCGUCGGGAUCCAGAUAUCAAUCUCGAUUAUGAAGCAGUACCGUGUCUUGGGACUGCCAGGAGCGGGAAACGUACGCACUGCAUCGCAAGACCUUGCUUCAGAUGGCAUGGUCAAGAUCCUGCUCUUCUUCGUCGGGCUUCUGCUAUGCUUACCAUUCCAAUCAGUGGGAGGACCAUGGCUGUGGGGAAAUUUGCUCCUGACCACUGCUACUUGGACCUGGCGACUGGCCAGGGUCUUUGAAAAGAAGGGCUUGGAUGAGAUUACCCCUUAUGUUACCGCAUUAAUCGUAGACAUUUUCUACGCGAGAAUGCCAACUGUUUUUCUCUUGGCCAUGUUUACCUUGUUCUUGCGACCAGGUCGAUGA
Colletotrichum costaricense is the source of this 906-nucleotide messenger RNA. RefSeq lists its product as uncharacterized. The record is from RefSeq and is a predicted model, not a curated record. NCBI's taxonomy places the organism in Eukaryota, Fungi, Ascomycota, Sordariomycetes, Glomerellales, Glomerellaceae. The coding region runs from base 1 to 906 and encodes 301 amino acids. The transcript is spliced from 3 exons.